AUGACCAAACUAUCUUCGAAAAAAGUAUGGAAAGCUGUUAAGAAGCAGUUCCCCUUGAGUAGGGUCCUUGCUCAAAGAAUCCUUAAGUCUACCAUUCAUGCGACGGUCGCGCUCAUUUUCUGCCUCAUACCAAAAAUUCGCGACCGCCUAGGAAACCAACCAGCAAUGCUGCCAUUGAUAGCUGUAAUUGUUCAUCCCGGCCGCAGAGUCAGUGCCACUAUUCAGGGAGCAAUCUAUUGUACUUCAGGACUAUUGGUCGGACUGGCUUAUGCUCUAUUUGGUCGAGUUCUUGCGCAAAAAUGCCUGGGCUCGACUUGGCACUCUGUGAGUGAGUCUGAGCACUAUAUCCAUAAUUAUAUGCGCUAUGAAUCAGCAUUGGCGCUUCUGGCUGUAUUCGAAGUUAUUAUGCUUUUUUUUCACGGUUGGAUGAGGUCCGUGUCGCAUCAUUACUUCGGUAUUGUGUUCCCUCUGUUUCUGGUAGUUCAUUUCGCCUUCAUGGCCUCGCUUGAUCAAACUGCUGGAACGAUAGCAAAGGCCUUCAGUGUACCCUUCUAUUUGGGAAUAGCAAUGGCUAUUUUCUGGAACCUGGUGCUUUUUCCCGAAUUUGGAAGCACGUAUCUCGGUAAUAGUACCGUAGACGCAUUGAAUGAAAUCCACAAAUCGAUUGAUUCAGCCUUGAAUUUCUUUAUCUCCAUCGACGUUCGGGACCCAAGCACAUCGCUCUAUGCAGAGCAACCGAUAUCACUCGCCAAACUCCUGAAUAUGAAAAAAUCUAUCGACGCUAAAGUUUCCAGUUGCAAUUUAGUUUUACAAGAGUGCAUUUAUGAGGUCUCUUACUCUUACGUUUCGCCUUCGGACUUGAAAUCGGUCAUACACUCUUUUUCAAACCUUUCAAAAUAUAUCAACGCCCUCAUUAACGCAUGCCAGCUGGAGUUCCUAUUGGUGGGUCGCAACGCCAACCAAGAUGUGGAGCCGAUGGACUUAAAACUGGACAGGGAAAUCCAAUAUGCAGAUGCUAAGAAGCUCUUCAAAGUUUUGAAUCGAAUGAAAGAACCCAUCUUCGGCCUACAUGAAACGUUAAGUCAGUCUUUGUUUAUGAUCAAAGCGAUGCUAGCAUAUUCUUAUGAUGUCAAGCUGGACAAAGUUCAAGGACCCACAGUUUUUGCUCAGCCCACCGAAAGUUCUGUUUUGAGUCAAGACUAUUUAAAGCAGCUUGAUUUCAGUGCCAUAACACAAAACCUAGUCGAUGCGCUAAUCGAUUUUGACCUACAGGCCCGUGAAGAACUCAUCCAUUUAGAUGAGAGCCUUUUACAGCCUAAUGAUGAGAUGUUUCUGUUCUCUUCUUUUCUCCUCAAUUUCAAGGAAACCACACAUUCGGUUACCACUAUGAUGAGGGAAGCUCAUGGCAUAUAUCAACGAAGGAAGUCGCAAGAGGCAAAAGGUGCUUUGAGGGGUAAAACCUUAUGGGUAAACUUUCUGAGCAAUUACAAGACUUUCAAGACAUGGAUCACUGGCGCGACUAGCGGUAACGUCACUGAGUCACAAAGUUUAACCGGUGGAGCUAUUGUUGAUAAUUAUCGUCCACCUGCUGACAUGGGCAUCAAGCGACCCGUGGGGGAGGAACAGGCUCUUCUAUCUCAAAGAAAAACUGACAUUGUAGACUUUGCAAAGAAGGAGGCACUGCUGCCCACCACCAAUAAAGACCAAAGCGCAUCUGAGAGAUUAUCGGAUCACAAUAUGCACGUUGGUAGCUCAAAGCCUGUGGUUGUGAGACCGGUUUUUACCGCAAUAUUGAUUUUCUGCCACGAAUUUUACUCCAAGUAUCAAGAUCAUUUUAGAUUUGGGCUUCAAGUCACUAUUGCACUGAUGCUUACGUCUUUUCCAAUGUUUAUUCCGAAAACCAGGGAUUGGUACGAUAACAUGCACGGAACGUGGUUUGGUUUCGUAGCGAUUUUGGCAAUGGAGCCGUCAGUGGGCGGCACCUUUUGGGUUUUUUUCCUUAGGGGCGUGGGAGUGAUCCUGGGUGCAGUUUGGGCUUAUGUUUCCUAUCUAGCGGGCUGCAAUCAGACCAAUCCAUAUCUUGAAGUGGUUAUAACAAUUUUUGGAGCUGUCCCUGGCUUCUACUUCUUUUUAGGAACUCCCUACGUCAAAGCCGCCAUCAUUCAAAUCAUCAGCAUAUACGUGGUAAUGCUAGCGGCAAUUAUUCCUUCGGCUAACCAGGGCUCAAUUCUAUCUAAUUUUGCCAAGAGGUGCUUAGCGGUGGGUUACGGUGGUGGUAUAGCUGUUUUUGUACAGGUUACAAUGUUUCCUGUGACUGCUAGAGAGCAGCUGAAUGGUGAGGUAUCUUUUGUUGCAGGCUGUAUAUCCGAAAUGCAACUUCUCCUAGCGGCCGGUCUUGAAGGUGAGUCGCUGACUUCAGCUUUGUCAGAAGAAAGAUACCAGCGACUGGCAAGACUCUCAGAUAGUGCCAAAUCAGCUCUUUCUAGGGCCACUUCGUAUAACGGUUUAACACGGCAAGAACCUAUGCUUAGAGGUGAGUACAUUGAAAUUGAGAAAGUCUUUACUCAAAUGAUAUACAUCGAGAGGCAGAUCAUUGAUCGUAUGGAUAACAUUGUUCUGUUAAGGAAACAAUACGGCAGCGCCGUUGUUGAUGAACUAAACAGUAUGGUAUAUCCGUACCGGAGGCAAUAUGUGGCCUCUAUAACAUGUUCGAUGAGGGCUGUCCAAGAAGCUGUGCGCAACAAGACGCCUUUACCUCAGUUUUUGCCAAGCGCAAGAAUCGCUCACAGGCGACUAGUCAACAAAGUGCAAAGCACGUUGAAAGUUAGGUAUUCAUCUCAAAUGAGUAGCUUGAUACCUAAAGCCAUGAUGGAUCCUUACAUGACCAGUCAAAAUUAUUCUGAAAGUGAAGAAGAGCUAUCAGUCAAAGUGCCCCCCAAAAGACGAAUGUCAUUACCGCCACACGAAUAUAUCAUGAAAGAAAAAUUUCUGAGCUGGAAUGCUACGAGCGCAGCUUCUGAAGAGGUGAUCGAAUACCUUGAAGAACUUGUGGAACUUACCAAGAUAGUCGUUGGCGUGAACGAGUUCAAGUAUGGGUUUCUUUCUAGGCCGCUGUAUGCGGAUUGGGCCGCUGAAGCAGCUGUAAACUUCAAUGAAUUCAUUGGGCAAUCUAAAAUUACUGAAAAGAAGAAUAAAUCACCAGCAUUACAAGUUGACCAUGCUGCAGAUAACCAUUCCGAGACCUCAGUGGCUUCCGAUGAUGACCUCGAACGGGCCGCAGAUUUUGCGGAACAUCAACCGAUAGCUGUGGAUGCAAAGUCUAGCAGCUCGAGCGGUGAGCCUGGUCAGGUUGACUUAGCCAGUAUUGCGUCACACAAGAGCGAAGUACCAUCUUUGCCAUCAAGAUUCCGUAAAAGAUACUUUUCCAUUGCAUCUAAAGGUGACACGAGUUCCAGCUUUCAUUUGUUAUCAAAAAGCAGAAGCCUGGGCGGAGGCGAAAUGGCCAAAUAUGCCGUAUUCGAUUCUGAUUCUGACGAAGAGUUGCCUUUGGCGCUGAAAAAAAUGAUUUUGAACAAAAGUUAA
Molecule: messenger RNA, 3582 nt
Organism: Lachancea lanzarotensis
Lineage: Eukaryota; Fungi; Ascomycota; Saccharomycetes; Saccharomycetales; Saccharomycetaceae
Product: LALA0S11e02256g1_1
Exons: 1
Coding region: 1-3582 (1193 amino acids)
Source: RefSeq, a predicted model, not a curated record